Messenger RNA from Engraulis encrasicolus (European anchovy), 2963 nucleotides. It is a transcript of the gene mbnl2, whose product is annotated as muscleblind-like splicing regulator 2. The transcript has 11 exons. NCBI's taxonomy places the organism in Eukaryota, Metazoa, Chordata, Actinopteri, Clupeiformes, Engraulidae. Gene Ontology annotation, biological process: regulation of RNA splicing. The record is from RefSeq and is a predicted model, not a curated record. Gene Ontology annotation, molecular function: RNA binding; metal ion binding. The coding region runs from base 1651 to 2868 and encodes 405 amino acids. Gene Ontology annotation, cellular component: nucleus.
GUGUGUGUGUUGGGGGGAGUGAAUGGUGAAUGUAGUGCAAUGUACAGAGAGAGAGAGAAUGAAUGGAGAAGUGGUGCGGUGCCGAUUGCCGAACACCACAUUUAGCACUGAAGAGGAGAACAGAUGAUACGAGUAGUUUCUUUUUCUCCUCCCCUUCUUCUUCUUCUUCUUCGUCUUCUUCACUUCCUUUGAAAAGGAGAGAAAAAUGCUGGGAAUUGUGCUGCAGUGUGGUGCAUGCAUGCCAUCUGGGGUGUGGUGGGGAGGGAUUGGAAGGAACAGCAAGGAAGUGGGAGGAAAAAGGACGAGAGAGAGAGAGAAACAGAAGCAAGAGAGAGAAUAGCACAUAGUGAGGUCAGCUCUGUUCUGCCGCGUGCUCUAAAAAGUGAAGACUGCUCUGGGGUAGUAGGAAAAACCGCUGCAAUCCUUAACAGAAAGUGCCUUGUCUGACAACAUCCCUACUUGAAGCUUGCUGGCUGUCCACGCACGUCACAGUGCUUUUUUUUUGGUGAUCUUCUGAGCUCUUUCACGGAAAACUAUCUCACCCUUCUAAACCUCCUGCCGUAGUGUCUACUACAUCUGUGUGCCCGCCUCAGUCAUCGCAAUAAAAACACACACACACACAAGCUGCUGUGCACGAGACGAGACGAGACUAAACCCUGGUGGAAAAAACAUCUCGAGAUUCCCGCCAGAGGAUUUGGCAGCCACAGCACUGAGAGAGAGUGAGGAGAGUGAAACCCGGUCAUCAUCAUCAUCAUCGGCACACAGCUACCAUCACCACCACCACCGCAAGUCCGCCGCCGCCCCCCCGGAGCCCCCUCCAUCCCCCGUCCCCCAUCCCCCACACACUGAACACGUAUUACUCCCCUCCCCUGAAGGAGAACCAGCGCUCUGAAAAUAGCGUCAGCCAACUCCCUUGUGGCCGCCCCUCCCAUAACCCCUCAUCCACUCCUCUUCCUCCUCUCCUCCUCCUCCUCCUCCUCCUCCUCCUCUUUCCUCUCUUCCGUCUCCUUGCCCCCCCCCACCGCACAGAAAAGGACAUUUGAGGAAGGUGUGGGGUUGAGUUGACAACCGGUCUCUGUCUCUCUCUCGGUCUCUGUCUCUCUCUCUCUCUCUCUCUCUCUCUCUCUCUGUCUCUGUCUCUCUCUCUCUCUCUCUCUCUCUCUCUGUCUCUGUCUCUGUCUCUCGUUCUCCCGCCACACUACGAGCAUGUCCUCUCUGUCCUGCCACCGGCCUUCUGCUGAGUGACGGAUGACUGUUAUGCUGGCGAUUGUCAGUUCUGCUUAAAGCAGCCAUCUCCCAUGUUGCAGCCACAGGGAUCGUGAAGCCGCUGACACCCCUGUCUGUUGUCUGUUGUUUUAUUGUUUUUCAGAGGGUUCUGCUUGGUUUGAAAACUCACAUGCAUUCGUUUUUAUCCAACCUAUUUUUGGCAUCAACCGGAACACAUUUGGGUCAACUCUAUGUAAUGUGACGGGUGUUUUUUUUUUCUUUUUGGAUAACCGUCUCAGUUUUUGACCCCCUCUCCACACACUUGAAUACUACGGACGUACACAGAUACGUCUCCCAACGUCUUUUCUUCCCCCUGUAAGCACCUUGUUUUCAAGCGACUGGUACUAGCCCUUGCUUCACCACACCAACCCCCAGCUCCUGGCUAUGGCUUUGAACAUCGCCUCCAUACGAGACACAAAAUGGCUGACCCUGGAGGUGUGCCGCCAGUUCCAGAGGGGCACCUGCUCGCGUAGCGACGAGGAAUGCAAAUUCGCCCACCCGCCCAAAAGCUGCCAGGUGGAGAACGGCAGAGUGAUCGCCUGCUUUGACUCCCUAAAGGGCCGGUGUACAAGAGAAAACUGCAAGUACCUCCAUCCUCCGGGACACCUGAAGACGCAGCUGGAGAUUAACGGGCGCAACAACCUGAUCCAGCAGAAGACGGCGGCCGCCAUGCUGGCCCAGCAGAUGCAGUUCAUGAUCCCCGGCACCACCAUGCAGCCCGUGCCUACGUUCCCGGUGAGCCAAGGUCUGGGCUCCAGCCCCGGCUUGAGCUACGCGCCGUACCUGACGCCCAUGAGCCACGGCAUGGGCCUGGUUCCCACGGAGAUGCUGCCCAGCACCCCAGUCAUCAUGCCCUCCAGCCCCCCCGUCGGCGUCCAGCAGGCCUCCUCCUCCUCCACGCAGAAGCUGCUGCGCACAGACAAGCUAGAGGUGUGUCGCGAGUUCCAGCGGGGCAACUGCGCGCGGGGCGAGACGGACUGCCGCUUCGCCCACCCCAGCGACAGCCCCAUGAUCGACACGAGCGACAACACGGUCACCGUGUGCAUGGACUACAUCAAGAGCCGCUGCUCGCGCGAGAAGUGCAAGUACUUCCACCCGCCCACGCACCUGCAGGCCAAGAUCAAGGCAGCCCAGCACCAGGCCAACCAGACGGCCGUGGCCGCCCAGGCAGCUGCAGCCGCAGCCAUGUGGAACAGUGAAGGAUACAGUUUGGGGCGUGGUUACUCAAACUACGCAGCCAUGACUCAGUCGACUGCCAAAGCAAUGAAGCGACCCCUCGAGACAACUGUAGAUCUGGCCUUCCCCCAUAGUAUGCUGCAGCCACUACCAAAGAGGCCGGCCCUGGAGAAGAGCAACGGGGCGGCCACCGCUCUCUUCAACCCCAGCAUGUUGCACUACCAGCAGGCUUUGGCCAACGCGCAGCUCCAGCAGCCCGCACAUACCUUCUUUCCCACAGGUUCAGUCUUGUGCAUGACUCCUGCUAGCAGCAUUGUCCCCAUGAUGUACAGUGCUACGCCUGCUACUGUCUCCGCAGCAACAACGCCUGCCACAAGUGUGCCCUACGCAGCAGCCGCACCAGCCAAUCAGAUCAUCCUGAAGUAGAGCACAUGAGGAGAGCUCUGUGUCAACACGCUGCAUUACCAAGCCCAAAACAGCCCACCUGUAAAUACCACUACCACACACCAAUAGACCUACAG